CUGCGCGAGCAUCUGUCGGUAUCUUCCGAUCCUCAGUUCCGAACCUGGACACACCGUUUCCCGCCCACCGGAGAGGAAUACAGCCAGCCAACUGCAGGGAUGAAAGGAUGAGCAGUUCCCACAGACAGAGUCAGAAAGCCGUGAAGCCGCACAUGACUUGAUAGUAGAGGUGCGCAGCAGGCAAAAUACUUCCACCUGGGAUUUCAAAGGGAAAACAAAAGGGACAACCGUUAAAACCUUUAGACAUGAGAUUCAGCUGGUGAACCUAGUCCCUAUCUGGAUGUCGCGAUAGCCUAUUUGUUUGUUCUCUAAAUGCUCGCGUGCCGUUAGUGUCGCUCUUAACCGGCGCGCGCGCCUCCCAAUCUUUCCCACGCAAGUGAAUCUGAUGAGUCCCCGUAGCCGCGUGUUGUUUCGUCGCCGCACGCGUAUGCGCCCGGACUUCUCGCGCUUAGCAGCAGCAGCAUGUCCUCGCGCAAGAUCUCGUCAGAGUCGUUCAGCUCGAUGGGCUCGGAGUGCCUGGAGAGCCCUGGAGAUGAUGGCGACUCCUGCCCAUUUUCACGCAUCUGGAACGGCAAGAGCCCCGUGGAGAAGCUCGCGUGCCCGUUCGAGGACGCACCGGGAUCCAAACGGGCGACAAGACGGAAGCGCGUGAACCUGGACUCGCUCGGGGAGAGCUUGAGGAGGUUAACGUCGCCCACGACACAGAUGGUUCAACAGUCUUUACAGAGAACCUUAGAGUUCUACAGACAGAAAGAGAUCAGGUGCAAAGAGGAUGGGAAGGAGGAAAAGAAAAGUGUUACUUUGGAUAAGUGUCCCUUUGUGGAUCACUGUGGUUCUGGAGAAGAGGCGGACAUCUCAGGAAUACUACAGUACAUGGCUACUCUACAGGGUGUGCAGUUCUGUGAGCUGAGGGAGCGUUUCGGGGAGGAGUUCUUCGGUCUGUGUUUCGAGGAGAACGAGCGAGUUCUGAGAGCGGUGGGAGGGAACCUGCAGGACUUCUUUAACGGCUUUGACGCCAUCUUAGAACACAUCAGAACCUCGACCGGACGCCGUGCCUCCUCAGAGAGCCCCUCCUUUCAAUGCAAAGACCCUCACGAGGAGGAGAGAGGAAGAGGAAGGGAGAGAGUGGAAGGAAAGCUUCUCCUCCUCCACUGCUUUAACCCCGCCCCUGUCGUGGGAUUGGCUAUGCCUGGUCUGAUCCGAGCCGUCGCACGCCGAAUCUUCCACUCCCAAGUUGUGGUGAAGGAAGCCCCUCCCCUAGCGCCCUUGUCGCCCAAUGAGGACGCAGAACACUCAGGAGGAGACUCCACCCCUACACCGACCCCCUCUCCUUCUCCGUCUGCCCCCGUCUGCCUCUCCUUCCUCAUCAGAGAAACCUCACCCUCCCCUUCCUCCAUCCCUCCCUCCUCUGUCACUCUUCCAACAGAGACCCCCAAGCAGACCCUCCCGCCCCUCUCCCUCUCCCCCACUGAUCUGCGCAUCGGUCCAGCAACAUUCUGCAGGGCCUUCCCCUUCCACCUGGUGCUGGGCCCCAGCAUGGAGCUGCUUCAGCUAGGGGAAGGUCUGAGGAGGCAGGCUCGGAUCGAGCCUCACCGGACCCUCUCCUUCAGGGACUGUUUUGAGAUCAUCUCCCCCAGGAUCCAGCCCACCUUCCAGGCCAUACUGCUGCGCCUGGCCUCCCCCUUCACCAUCCGCACCCGGCCAGACUGCUCCCAGUCAGGCACCAAGGAGAAGGUGAUGGAGGUGAAGGGUCAGAUGAUUCAUGUCCCAGAAUCCUCUACUCUGAUGUUCCUGGGUUCCCCCCGGGUGGACAAGCUGGAGGAGUUGAUGGGUAGGGGCCUCUACCUGUCAGACAUCCCCAUCCACGACGCCACGCGUGAUGUCAUACUGGUGGGACAGCAGGCCAAGGCACAGGACGGCCUCAAGAACAGGAUGGACAAACUCAAGGCCACUCUAGAAAAGACACACCAAGCUCUAGAAGAGGAGAAGAGGAGGACAGUAGACCUUCUCUACUCUAUCUUUCCUGGUGACGUGGCCCAGAAACUGUGGCAGGGGGAGUCUGUCCCCGCCAGGAAGUUUGAUGAUGUCACCAUGUUGUUUUCUGACAUCGUGGGCUUCACUGCAGUGUGUGCCCAGUGUACCCCCAUGCAGGUCAUCAGCAUGCUCAACGAGCUCUACACACGCUUCGACUACCAGUGUGGAAUACUGGACGUGUAUAAGAUUGAGACAAUAGGCGACGCCUACUGUGUUGCGGGCGGGCUCCACCAGAAGAUUGACAGCCAUGCCAAGCCAAUCGCACUCAUGGCCCUGAAGAUGAUGGAGCUGUCAGAGGAGGUGUUAACGCCGGACAGCAAAUCCAUCAAGCUGCGUAUAGGUAUCCAUACAGGCUCAGUGUUGGCGGGGGUGGUUGGGGUGAGGAUGCCCAGGUACUGUCUGUUUGGCAACAAUGUCACACUGGCCAGCAAGUUUGAGUCUGGCAGCCACCCUCGAUGCAUCAACGUCAGCCCAACCACAUACCGGCUGCUGAAAGACGAUUGCUCUUUCUCUUUCGUCCCUCGUUCCCGGUUGGAGCUUCCUGAUAAUUUUCCUAAGGAGAUCCCGGGAACAUGCUACUUCCUGGAGGGAGGGACUUCCCAUAGCCAUGCCUCCCUGACGAGCUCCCGCUCCGCCCCCCCAGCUCCCCUGAGGAAAGUGUCCUACAACAUCGGCACCAUGUUCCUGCGAGAGACCAGUCUAUAGGCUCCCAAUACACACACAACUCAAACCCUACAGCCAUGUUUAAAUGGGAGACUUAUAGAGAUGACAAUACCCUCCUGCCCCAAACCAGGACCCUCUUAACAACCCCCUCACUUUUCCAUCUAGAAACAGACACUCCUCGCUGCACCAACUACAACCUGUUGUUACCAAGGGCAACCACCCUUUACCCUUCAACCCCACCAGGAAUCAGACUGAAGGUUGAGAGAAGAGUGAAAACAACAAGAACAAAAGACAAUAAUAGAAUCAUUGAGCAACUCCAAAACUAAUGCCUUCUGCUUGUAGAACACAGCGUACUGUAACCAUGGAUACCACAGCUGGCUGUCAUCUUGGGCAUGGCAGAUACUGUGUUAUUAUCAACAGCGCUCACAACUCAGUGCCUUCCUCACUAGAACACUACAUACAUACACAACAUGGGAGCUGGCUGAACACACAGGGAAAUGGAGCGAGGUCUGCUGCUCUGAUGCUCCCCACAGUGAUGUGUAUGACUCUCCCAAAUCAGUCACUGUGGGAAGCCUUGGUUGUUUUGGUCCAGCUAGCAGCUGAACCAAUGGGAUGUUUGGACAUUUUCUCUUUCUGUUAGCUGAAUGCAUCCACUUCCCAGCCCGUUUGUUAACACUAAACCAUGGACAUAAGAAAGCAGCCCAUAAAUACAUCCAUCCACCCCCCUCCCCCCUCCAUCCACCCAUCCUCCCCCCUCCAUCCAUCCAUCCUCCCCCUUCCAUCCACCCCCCUCCAUCCAUCCAUCCUACCCCCUCCAUCCACCACCCUCCAUGCAUCCAUCCAUCCUCCCCCCUCCAUCCAUCCAUCCUCCCCCCUCCAGCCAGCCAUCUGCCCAUCCUUUCCCCUCCAUCCAUCCAUCCUCCCCCCUCCAACCAACCGUCAACCCAUCCUCUCCCCUCCAACCACCCCCCUCCAUCCAUCCAUACUCCCCCCUCCAUCCAUCCAUACUCCCCCUCCAUCCAUCCAUGCUCCCCCUCCAUCCAUCCAUGCUCCCCCCUCCAUCCAUCCAUACUACCCCCUCCAUCCAUCCAUACUCACCCCUCCAUCCAUCCAUACUCCCCCUCCAGCCAGCCGUCUGCCCAUCCACCCCCUCCAUCCAUCCAUCCUCCCCCUCCAGCCAGCCGUCUGCCCAUCC
Molecule: messenger RNA, 3892 nt
Organism: Oncorhynchus masou masou (cherry salmon)
Lineage: Eukaryota; Metazoa; Chordata; Actinopteri; Salmoniformes; Salmonidae
Product: guanylate cyclase soluble subunit alpha-2-like
Exons: 9
Coding region: 463-2739 (758 amino acids)
Biological process (GO): cGMP biosynthetic process; response to oxygen levels
Cellular component (GO): guanylate cyclase complex, soluble
Molecular function (GO): guanylate cyclase activity; heme binding
Source: RefSeq, a predicted model, not a curated record